AAGGCUCCGAGCCAACAACCGCCGCCUUCGCCGCCUCUUGAAACUCCCGCGCAGGCGCAGUUGUCGUUUGCUACGCCCCGCCUCUCCAACAGCUGGGCAGGCUAGCAAGCCAUGGGCUGCGAAGGUGCGUGAACUGAACAUGACCAAUCCGUUAAGAUACGAAGUGCUGAACCUUUACAAAAAUCUGCUGUACCUCGGAAAGGAAUACCCCAAAGGGGCAGACUACUUUCGGACCCGGCUGAAAGCGGCGUUCUUGAAAAACAAGGAUGUGAAGGAGCCCGAGAAAAUCAAAGAACUCCUUGCCCGAGGGGAGUUUGUCACGAAAGAGCUAGAGGCUUUAUACUUCCUCAGGAAAUACCGAGCUCUGAAACAGCGUUACUAUGAAGAGGAUGGCAAAUGAUGUGCAUUAUGGUUCUAAACGAUUGCCCAGGCCAUAGGUUAAAGUGGGGGGGACGGGACGGACCGAUCUGCAAUAAAAAAAGUAUAGAUUGCCUAUUGACCAAAGGUAAUGGGUU
Zootoca vivipara (common lizard) is the source of this 515-nucleotide messenger RNA. It is a transcript of the gene ETFRF1, whose product is annotated as electron transfer flavoprotein regulatory factor 1. Gene Ontology annotation, biological process: respiratory electron transport chain. NCBI's taxonomy places the organism in Eukaryota, Metazoa, Chordata, Lepidosauria, Squamata, Lacertidae. Gene Ontology annotation, cellular component: mitochondrion. The record is from RefSeq and is a predicted model, not a curated record.